GCUAGCUCUAUCAAACAUCCAAGUCAUUCUUGUUUACAGAGAAAGAUCGAUGUCUUCUUCUUCUUCUUCUUCUUACUGUACUGUGAUUGGUCUACUCUUGGCAUUUUUGCUUGGAGGAUCAUCAUGCAAUGGAUACCUGACUCCAACAUUUUAUAACGAAACAUGUCCAAACGUGACGAGCAUCGUACGUGGAGUCAUUGAGCAGGCGUUGCUGACCGACACCCGGAUUGGCGCCAGCCUUAUCAGGCUUCAUUUCCAUGAUUGCUUUGUCAACGGGUGUGAUGGAUCAAUUUUGUUGAACAACACCGACACCAUAGAAAGCGAGAAAGAGGCUGGCCCAAAUAAUAACUCAGUAAGGGGUUUUGGUGUUGUCGAUGACAUAAAGACUGCGUUGGAAUGCGCUUGUCCCGGCAUUGUUUCCUGCGCCGAUAUCCUCGCCAUUGCAUCUGAAGCAUCAGUUUCACUGGCAGGAGGUCCCUCGUGGGAUGUUUUACUUGGAAGAAGGGAUGGCACAACAGCAAACCGAACUGGUGCUAAUCUUGCCCUUCCAGGACCCACCGAGACCAUAGCAGCUAUAAAAUUAAAGUUCUCAGACGUCGGCCUGAACACUAGUACCGAUGUAGUUGCUCUCUCUGGUGCUCACACUUUUGGACGCGCUCGGUGUCUGACUUUUAGCAACCGGCUAUACAAUUUUACCGGUGUUGGUGAUUCUGAUCCGACCCUGAACUCAACCUACUUAGAAACUCUCAAAGGAAUAUGCGCGGAGAACGGAACAGGGUCUGAUCUGACCAAUCUCGACCUCACCACGCCGGAUGCUUUUGACAAUAAAUACUACUCUAAUCUUCAAGUCAACGAGGGCCUACUGCAGAGUGAUCAAGAGCUGUUCUCAACUACCGGGGAGGAUACUAUUGACAUUGUUAACUACUAUAGUGCUAACCAGACUGCUUUCUUUGUUGACUUUGUGGUAUCAAUGAUCAAAAUGGGGAAUAUCAGCGUGUUAACGGGGACACAAGGAGAAAUUAGACUCAACUGCGCCGUAGUUAACGCAAACACUACUUCUGGAUCAGAUGGUCUCUUGCAUAGCUCUAUUUAAAUGAGAGAUAAGAGAUGAGGCUGAUCGAGUACGAAUAAGCUAAAUGCAAGCAAAUAUAUGGUGUGUAUAUCUACACCUUUUGCUGCACAUGUGGUGCUUUUGUGCAACUAACUAUACGUAUAUGCAAUCUUUUAUCUGUGUUUUGAGUGUUUGAUGCAAAUAAUUCUGUAUGAAUAAAUGAGGGAGGCUUGAGUGAUCGAUGCUUUUCUCCCCUUUCAUAUAUCGAAAGAUCGAGUACGGUAUGGACUAUGUGUAUUGAGAUGGGGAAUUUUUAGUGCUUUUAUCCACCUGUUGUACUAUAUUUUAUUAGUGAAUUUCUUUUAUGCCAAACCAUAUAUAUAAAUUUUUGUGCU
Messenger RNA from Alnus glutinosa, 1446 nucleotides. RefSeq names its product peroxidase A2-like. The coding region runs from base 50 to 1093 and encodes 347 amino acids. Gene Ontology annotation, biological process: hydrogen peroxide catabolic process; response to oxidative stress. The transcript has 4 exons. Gene Ontology annotation, molecular function: peroxidase activity; heme binding. NCBI's taxonomy places the organism in Eukaryota, Viridiplantae, Streptophyta, Magnoliopsida, Fagales, Betulaceae. The record is from RefSeq and is a predicted model, not a curated record.